Molecule: messenger RNA, 12507 nt
Organism: Mytilus trossulus (common blue mussel)
Lineage: Eukaryota; Metazoa; Mollusca; Bivalvia; Mytilida; Mytilidae
Product: kinesin-like protein unc-104
Exons: 46
Coding region: 316-5583 (1755 amino acids)
Biological process (GO): microtubule-based movement
Molecular function (GO): microtubule binding; ATP binding; microtubule motor activity
Source: RefSeq, a predicted model, not a curated record
CCGGAAGUUGUUGAAACGACUGAUAGAAAAUUUAUCGAUGAUCAUUCGCAAAUUCAUAAUAUGUGAAGAGUAUUCUAGUGACAGUUAAAAUGGAUAUAUGACAGUCAAACCUGUAGGAAUUGGACAUUUUUCUCUAUUAUUUAUUUGUGAUGGAGUUUUGCUUUGGAAUAUUUGAACUGGUUCUCCAGACAGAGUGUGGGAGAGUCUAAACAAUCGUGCAGCAUUUCAACUUUUGCUGUACUACCGAGAUUAUUACAUAGAUAUUUGGAAAUUUAAUUAUAUAAUUUUGGAGUGAAAUUUUUAAAGAGAAAAAAAAUGUCGUCAGUAAAGGUAGCUGUGCGUGUCCGUCCAUUCAAUAGUAGAGAGGUGGCACAUAAGUCUAACUGUAUUAUUGGAAUGACCGGAAACACCACAACUAUAACCAAUUUGAAGGCUGGACCCAAGGAUAACAGAGUGAAGAGCUUUAACUUUGAUUAUUCAUACUGGUCACAUACAACACCAGCUGAUAAGAAAUUUGCAGACCAAAAGAAAGUUUACAGUGAUAUAGGCUUGGAAAUGUUAGACCAUGCAUUUGAAGGAUAUAAUGUGUGUAUAUUUGCUUACGGGCAAACUGGUUCAGGCAAAAGUUAUACCAUGAUGGGCAAGAAUGAGUCUGGGCAACAAGGAAUUAUUCCACUGCUAUGUGAAGAAUUAUUUAUGAAAAUAAAAGAUGUGAAGUCGGACAAAGACCUGAACUAUUCUGUAGAGGUUAGCUACAUGGAGAUUUAUUGUGAGAGAGUUAGGGAUUUACUGAACCCUAGUAACAAGAACAACCUGAAAGUUCGUGAACAUCCCUUACUGGGCCCCUAUGUGGAAGACUUGUCAAAACUGGCUGUGCAAUCCUUUGAUGAUAUCAAUAAUCUAAUCGAUGAAGGAAAUAAAGCAAGAACUGUGGCUGCCACCAACAUGAAUGAAACCAGCAGUAGAUCACAUGCUGUAUUUACAAUAAUAUUAACACAGAAAAGACAUGAUGCUACAACAAAUCUUACUGGGGAAAAGGUCAGUAAGAUAAGCUUGGUAGAUUUAGCAGGAAGUGAAAGAGCCGAUUCAACAGGUGCUACUGGUACUAGACUGAAAGAAGGUGCUAAUAUAAACAAGUCAUUGACAACACUGGGAAAAGUUAUCUCGGCGCUCGCUGAAUGUAGUGUCCUGGAUAACAAAUUAUCAACUACAAAAAAGAAAAAGAAGGAAAACUUUAUACCCUACAGGGAUUCAGUACUAACAUGGCUACUGAGGGAGAAUUUAGGUGGAAAUUCCAAGACGGCCAUGAUAGCAGCUUUGAGUCCAGCAGACAUAAACUAUGAUGAAACACUUAGUACACUAAGAUAUGCUGACAGAGCCAAACAGAUUAUGUGUAAAGCCGUUGUUAAUGAAGAUCCUAAUGCCAGACUUAUCAGAGAAUUGAAGGAAGAGGUAGCCAAACUAAGAGAGAUCUUACAACAUGAGGGUAUCGAAAUUGAAGAAGGAACAAUGGCUGCUAAGAAGGAGGGAACCAGAUCUAGGAAGCAGUCAGUUGUUUUGGAUGAGAAGGAAGAUGCUUAUGAAAGACUUCAAAUGUCUGAGAAGUUGAUAGCAGAACUUAACCAAUCAUGGGAGGAAAAACUGAAGAAAACAGACGAAAUAAGGAAAGACAGAGAGAAAGUAUUAGAAGAAAUGGGCGUGGCACUAAAAGAAGAUGGAGCCACUAUAGGAGUAUUCUCACCGAAAAAGACCCCACAUCUAGUAAACUUGAAUGAAGAUCCCCUAAUGUCUGAAUGUCUUUUGUACUACAUAAAACAAGGAACGACCAAAGUAGGCGGAGGGAGUCAUCAGGACAUACAACUCACAAGCACUACUAUUCUGGAAUUACAUUGUUAUUUUGAAUGCAAAGAUAAAACUGUGACCUUGAUACCAUGUGAAGGAGCUCUUUGUUAUGUUAAUGGUAGGAAGAUUGAUGAGGCCAUGGAGAUGAAGACUGGAGCAAGAGUGAUCCUGGGAAAACAUCAUGUCUUCAGAUUCAAUCAUCCAGAACAAGCACGACAAAGCAGAGCACAUCUAAUUGACUUUGAACAGAUUGAUACCACUGGGUCUGAACCAGUUGAUUGGACAUUUGCACAGUUAGAGUUAUUGGAAAAACAAGGAGUUGAUUUGAAAGAAGAUAUGGAACAAAGAUUGUUUGCAAUUGAAGAACAGUAUAAAAAGGAAAAAGAAGAAGCAGACAUAUUAUUUGAGCAACAAAGGAAGGAUUACGAGACUCGUAUACAAAAUCUACAGGAGCAGGUCGAGACUUACUCUAUGAUGUCAUCAGUAUGUCACAUGGAAGACGUUGCAGAAGAGGAACAACAAGAGUAUACAUGGACAGAGAAAGAAAGACAACUUGCUGCCUGGGCAUUCAGGAAAUGGAAGUAUCAUCAGUUUACUUCUCUCAGGGAUGAUUUAUGGGGUAAUGCUAUAUUCCUGAAAGAAGCCAAUGCAAUAAGUGUGGAACUGAGUAAAAAGGUUCAGUUCCAGUUUGUGUUAUUGACCGACACCCUUUACUCCCCACUGCCUCCAGACCUACUGCCAUCUGGUGAGAGGGACGAUGCCAGGCCAUUCCCAAAGACAAUUGUAGCUGUAGAAGUCCAAGACACCAAAAAUGGAGCCACACAUUACUGGUGCCUAGAUAAACUCAAACAACGUUUGGGACUCAUGCGAGACAUUUAUAAUGAAGACCAUUCGCCAGACUCGCCAGUACAAAAACAGGAUUUCUUUACGUGUCUGAUGGGCUGUAAUCCAAACCAAAAUGUCUUUAAUUUUGCUAAUUUAAUACCAUCCAGGCAGAGAUUGGAAUUGAUGAGAGAGAUGUAUCACAAUGAAGCAGAGUUGUCUCCCACAUCACCAGAACCUAACAUGGACAGCAUGACUGGAGGGGAUCCAUUCUAUGACAGAUUUCCAUGGUUUAGACUAGUUGGAAGGGCAUUUGUAUACCUGAGUAACUUGUAUUAUCCUGUACCAUUAAUACACAGAGUUAAUAUUGUCAGUGAAAAAGGAGAGGUCAAAGGGUCAAUACGGGUAGCUGUUCAAGCCAUAACAGGCAAAGAAGAGACUCCAGACUAUACUCCUGGAAUAAAACAGUUUGGAAAUGCCAAGAUUUCAUUCAAAGAUGAUGACUAUUUUAAGAAGAAUCAAUUGUAUGACAAAGAACCUCAAGCUGCUCCGUCUACUGAAGAAUUACGAUAUGUAGAAGGUGAAGGACAAAGUCCUGACAAUCAUAAUGAUGAGGUGAAUUGCAUGAAUAUGGAGAAGAAAGUGAUCACAGACAUAUUCCCUGAGAUAAAUGAGAACGAUCUUCCAGGACAUCUAAAACUUGGUUCUCAACUGCUGUUUAGAGUUACUAUACUAGAGGCGACUGGGAUUCCUAUUGAAUAUGCUGACAUAUUUUGUCAAUUCAACUUCCUGCAUCGUCAUGAUGAAGCUUUCUCAACAGAGCCUCUGAAGAAUUGUGGCAAAAAUAAUCCAUUGGGAUUCUACCAUGUACAGAAUUUUACAGUGACAGUAACAAAGUCGUUUGUAGAUUAUAUAAAAAGUCAGCCACUAGUAUUUGAAGUAUUUGGACAUUAUCAACAACACCCUCUUCAUGAACAAGCCAAAGAUUUCUCAUCUCAAAAUAGCAUUAGACCUCCACCUAGAAGGAAUUUCCCACCCAUGAUUCCUGUGUCAAAGCCAGUUCCGUCACCAAAGUUUGGAGUGCUUGUUCCUCCUAGGUGGUAUGAUUCAGGUCGCAGUGUUGAAUCCCCCCUUUCUCCAUCGUCACCACAUGCCAGUCACAUUCACUCCAGAUUUGAUUUACUUGUAUGGUUUGAGAUCUGUGAAUUAGCUCCAAAUGGAGAAUAUGUGCCAGUAGUUGUUGACCAUAGUGAGGAGUUCCCCUGUACAGGAACAUACCUACUACACCAAGGUAUUCAACGUCGUCUAGCAAUUACUAUUAUGCAGGAACAGAGCCCCGAGACGGACCUUCUAUGGAAAGAUGUUAAGGAGUUGGUUGUUGGACGUAUCAGGACCACCCCUGAAUAUACAGACUUUGAUCUGGAAACAAAUGUCUUAUCUCUGAGUUUGUUUCCUGCAUCUUACAUACAGUACCCAGGAGAUGAUAGAAUUUAUUUCCGAUUUGAAGCUGCUUGGGACAGUUCCCUACAUAAUUCUAGUUUACUGAACAAGAUCACCUCUACAGCAGAGAGAGUAUAUAUGACACUGUCAGCUUAUAUUGAGGUAGAAAAUUGUGACCAGCCUACUUGUAUAACAAAGGAUCUAUCCAUGAUCAUCUAUUCCAGAGAUACUAAAAUAGCUACUUCUAGAUCUUUACGAAGUUUAUUUGGCGGGUUAAAAUCUCAAGAUGCUAACAGAGUGAGUGGAAUAUAUGAGCUGUACUUACGGAAAGCGUCUGAAACAGGUAGUCCAGGUGCUCAGCGUAGACAGAGAAAGGUUCUGGACACUUCAGCCACAUAUGUACGAGGGGAGGAGAAUUUAAACGGAUGGAGGCCCAGAGGUGAUUCCCUCAUAUUUGAUCACCAGUGGGAGCUAGAGAAACUCACAAGAUUAGAAAUGGUGGAACGGUGCAGACAUGUGUUACAUCUCCGUGAAAAACUUGCCGAACAAAACAAAUCACAAGAACUAAGCAAACUUGACAAAGAAGUCACAAACAAAGCCAAGGCCAAAGAAAACUUAAAAAAUAAAGAAAAUGAAACAGAGAAAAUAGAAGAAAAAGCAGAUGACAAAUCGAUGGAGAAAUGGGAGAAAGACGAAGCCGAGAAGGGCAAGAGAUGUAGUAGUCUGUUCGUAUUUACUACAGACGGGGAUAAGGACAAAGAACUGAUGGCCAAAUGUCUGAGACUGAUCCUGUAUGGACGAUUACCAGCAAGUCCCCCUCCCGUCAAGGUUAGUACACCAAUGAAUGAGUCUGUUAUAAGUAUAACCUCAGCCUCGAGUGACAGUGAUGUUAUAACCAGUGUGACUGAUUCUAUGGGUAGUAGUAUGAUUACAUCUUCUGCUUCAUCAGAAAUGUUUAGACCAAAUAUAGGUCAGCCAUCAAUCCAACUGUCAAAGUCAUGUGAUAGUUUAUUAUCAUCUUCCUCAUCUGAUGUCAAUGACAGGAAGUUGUCAUUACCCAUAAAACCUAACCGUCAUGAUGGGGAAGACAGGCUACAUGUUCCUUACAUUGAGGAGGUUAGAGUUAGUCCUGUUGUCUCCAAGAAAGGCUACCUGAACUUUUUGGAAGAGAAGCACAGUGGAUGGAUGAAGAAAUGGGUGGUUGUUAGACGACCUUAUAUUUACAUAUAUAAUAGUGAGAAGGACCCAGUAGAACGUUCCAUUAUUAACCUAGCCACUUCCCAGAUAGAGUACAGUGAAGACCAACAGUCUUUGUUAAAGACGAGGAAUACAUUCUCCGUGUUAACCAAACAUCGUGGAUUCCUGAUGCAGACUUUGGAUGAUAAAGACUUCCAUGACUGGUUAUAUGCUAUUAAUCCUCUUCUUGCUGGCCAGAUCAGGUCUACUCUGUCUAGACGUAAAGACCCUGUACUUUUGUAAGGAAGAUUUGAUUGCUGUGUGAUAUUUAUAGAACAUUGAUUUGAUUGGCUGAAAGGUUAUUACAGAACAGCAGUUAAUUUAAAUCGUCAUUGUGAUUUGUGGAAAUUCCAUUUUAAUUGUAAAUACAAAAUCAUGUUAGAUAAGAUAUUGUAUUCAUGUGAUCUCAAUAUUUCAGUGUUAUGUGCAAUAUAGAAGCUAAGCUUUGAUGUAAAAAAUCAUUAGAUUAUGAAUUUAUAUAUCUCUGUUCUGAAAAUUCAUGAUAAGGUACGAUCAAACCUGCAUUGUUCACCAGAUUGAUCCGAUAAAAUACAUCAUGAAAGGUGACCUUUAAAUUGAGGUUGAAAAUGCAUUGUUAUUACUACAGUGGGACCUGACAAAAUUGGUUUUCAAUUAAUUGAGGUGUGACCUUUAUAGCAGGUUUGACUGUUAAUAAAAAUGUAGUGUUAGAGUUAAUGUUAUACAUAUAUGUGAUCCUCCAGUAUGGAGGUGUAUAAUCAGAAAGUUUUCCAUAUGAAAAUAUUUAGUCUUGUAAUAAAUUGGUAAAAAUUAUGUUUUUAUUCCCCACCUAUGAUAGUAGAGGGGCAUUAUGUCUUCUGGUCUGUGCCUCAGUUCGUUAGUUCGUCAGUACAUCUGUUUGUUCGUCUGUGCGUCCGUUUCUUCCAGUUUCAGGUUAAAGUUUUUGGUCAAGGUAGUUUUUGAUGAAGUUGAAGUCCAAUCAACUACAAACUUAGUCCACAUGUUCCCUAUGAUAUGAUCUUUCUAAUUUUAAUGCCAAAUUAGAUUUUGACCCCUAUUUCACGGUCAAUUAAACAUAGAAAAUGAUAGUGCAAGUUUUAGGUUAAAGUUUUUGGUCAAGGUAGUUUUUGAAGAAGUUGAAGUCCAAUCAACUUGAAACUUAUUACACAUGUUCCCUAUAAUAUGAUUUUUGUAAUUUUAAUGCCAAAUUAAAUUUUUCACCCCAAUUUCACAGUCCACUGAACAUAGAAAAUGUUAGUGCAAGUUUCAGGUUAAAGUUUUUGGUCAAGGUAGUUUUUGAUGAAGUUGAAGUCCAAUCAACUUGAAACUUUUUACACAUGUUCCCUAUGAUAUGAUCUUUCUAAAUUUAAAUGCCAAAUAAGAUUUUUAUCCCAAUUUCACGGUCCACUGAACAUAAAAAAUGAUAGUGCGAGUGGGGCAUCCGUGUACUGUGGACACAUUCUUGUUUUAUCAAUAGAUAUGAUAUAAAUCUAUUCAACCCUACUGAUAUUGGUCAAUGUCCAUUAUAUGACCAUGAAAACUUUCUUAUGUCUGUGAUGUGUAAAAUGUGAAUGUAACUUUGUUUGUGAAUUGCCAUUGUUAUGGUUUUUGAAGUCAUUAUAAUUUCAGUCUUUGCUCAAAUCACUCAAAACAAAAAUGCACUAUUGAAAUGCAAGGUUUUUAUCAAUCACAAAACACAUUUAAACUAUAUUCCUUGAAUAAAAUUUCUUUCACAGUAGAUGAUGUAAGAAAAACAGUUUGCGAUGAAAUUUGUAAUGUUUGAAAUCAUGGAAUUGCCAUUGUCCAUUGAAUAUGAUUAAGGUGUUUAAUUUUAUUUAAAAUAUGACUUCGUUCUAAAGGGAAGUAACUCUGCCAGGUGCUAAAAAAGUUGUGUAUAGAAAUGGAAAAUUCAGAACAAAGAUAUUAGUUGUUAUUAUGUACAUUUUGUUAUCAUUUAAAGAUUAAUGUUGUAAAUAUUUCAUCUUAAUAUUAUUAUUGUUAUUACUUCAAGUAAAAUUGUUACAAAAAUAGGAGAAAAAAAAGUAAUGUCUUAAUAAUUUUCGCUGUAUUUUAAGAAACGAAACUGUACUAAUCUACUUAAUUGCAUAAAUAUGUUUUUGGUGUAUUUUGCAUAAGAACAAAUGUCUUAAAAGAUUUGUUUCUUUUAGCAUUUAAAUCAGCAUUUUUUUAUUGUCAGCGAUAUUUGUAAGUGUGAGAAUUAGCUAGGUAAAAUUCUGAUAUGAUUUUAUUAAGAUUCUGAAUGCCAUGUAAGGAAGUGAUUUUAUUAAGAUUCUGAAUGCCAUGUAAGGAAGUAUCAUUAAAUUAAUCACAUUUUCUUUAGAUAAUUCUCACACUACUCUGAUAUGAAAUAAAAACUUAAAAUGAUUCUUCAGAUUAAGUAAUCAAAGAAUUUCAGUUUUUGUUUAAUCAUGUAAAUUUUAAUGAAAAAGUAUAUGUGUUGAAUAAAUAGGAAUAAGAUAUGAAACAAAUGAAGUCUUUUCCCAUUAACAUGAUAAUUUGAAUGCAUGUUUUGAAGAUAUUUAGCCUGCAGAUUACAUGCUUUUGUUUUUAUCAACUCAGCACUGGUACGCAGUGUAUAAAAUCAUAAUCAUUCGAAAACUAGCUUCCAAAAGUAUUAAACUUAAUCAAGCGAGAAUUUUGAAUAUCAUGACUUCUUAGUUAAAACAUGACAACAUCAUGGUUUAAUUUUUCAUUGUAUUUUUUCAUUGUAAUAAAAAAACAUAAAUUAUAGAAAUUAAAUAUCCACUGUUGUUUUGUAAACUUUAGUCUUGUAUUUCACUUUGAAAUAGAGUAGUCUAUAUGAAAUAUACAUCGUAGCUCGUAUUGUUGUUAAUUUUGUCAAUUUAUAAACCAAAAUAUUCUUCAAUGUAACAUGCAAAAUAUAUUAAGUGAACGCAUUAAUGAGUACGUUAUUUCAUGUGUAAAACAAGAAUUGAAUCGAUUUAAAGACUGAACAAAUUUUUGUUUGAAAUUCACUUUUGUUAAUGUUAUGAGUGAUAUACUUAAUGAAUUUUACCAAUGAACUUUUACUAUAACACAAUGGCCAAAUACAACUUUGCAUACCUGUCAACUUAUGAUAAUACAGUCGAACCUGUUUUAAAAGAGACCACUAAAGGGAGAGCAAAAAAGUAGUAUCUUCAGACAGGUGGUCUUUUAAUACAGUUUCAAUUUAUUUCAAAUGUGCUAUAGAGGGAUCUAACAUUGUUGGUCUUUUAACACAGGUUUUUGUUUGAUACGGGUGGUCUCUUAAGCAGGUUUGACUGUAAAUACAUGUACUUAUAAAAUCUGAAAGCUCCAAAAUCUGGGUGAAAAUUGGUCAUUUUUUUUAAAUCAAGGGUUAUUUAACGACGUGACCAGAAUUAAAAAAAUACCAGGUUAGGGAGCAGGGCUUCCAAAAUGGUCAUAUAUUCCGGUCAUUUGUAUAAUGUCUGGUAAAAGUCCAGCUGGGCAAAGCAUGAAACUAUUACUAGGGAGUGAAAUUCUCGCUGUCACCCACAGAAUACGGGUCAGUUGACAGGUAUGACUCAGAUAAAAUUGUCAUUCCAAGCUUGCUGUGAUAUUAAUAUUGAUUUAAAAUGUUGACUUCAGUCAGGUUUAGGCACAGCUGAAAAUAUUUGGUAUAACUGGCAAGAGCACCAGUCUCCACUAAAGACUUGAAAGUCUGAUGGUCAUUUUGGACUAACACAAUGAGUAUUAACCCUUUGCAAGGUUCUAGCUUCAUGAAAAAAUUACCAUCCUUUUUCAGACCAAGUUGUUUAAAAAAAAAAUGACAUUGAAAGUCAUGGCUAAAAUAAAACAUUUGAAAAUGUUUCAGAUUUUUCCAUGGUGUCAUAAAAUUGUUUCUAUGAAGCUUACUUUAUCUUGCUAGAUUGUUGUGUUCAUUCAUAAUUACAUUCAUGGCCAGUCCAUGAACACAUGUUAAUGUUAUUAUAUUCAUUAAAACAACUAUCUGAUAAAACUUUUAACCAUAACUUGUGUAUAACAGGCUUUCUUAUGUAGAUACAUUUUGUUUCAUGCUUAAUAUUCACUAGCAAUGUUUAGGGAAUACCUCAUUAAAAUGUAAUCCAGAACUUGAGAAUGAAAUUUUUAUUUGGGCUUAAUUCUUAUCAUUUUUGUUUUUGACUCUUUUGUUCUUAGUUAUAGAUACAGAAUGUUUCCAAUCAGAUUUUCCAAUUAUAAGUUUAAGCUUUAAUGUGCCAAAUGAUUUUUUUACCAAGCUUUUAAUGUAGAUAUUGUAAAUGCUAAUUUAUUAAUGAAAAUAGAAUGUAGUAAAUUGUGUUCAAUUGUGUAUUAAGGUAAAAAAAUAGGUUAAAACAAAAGUUUGUUUUUUUAAAUUCCCAGAUAUAAUUCAAAAUGAUUUUGAUCCAUUAUAUUUUUUUAUUUUUUAUUUUAAAUGCCAGUGUGUGCAUAAUCCUUAUCCUAUAACUUGAUAAUUUUCAUCACAAAAUUAUAUUUUAUUUGAUAUUUUUGGCUUGAAUAAAGAUUUUUUUUAACCAUGCGACAGUUUAGUUUAUGCUAGUGUUGUGAUUUUUUUUGUAGUGAUUUUUUGUUGCUUACAUAUCAUGAACAAGCAAAUAGUCAUAAGAUAAAUCUACCUCUAAAAUAUAAGAACUCCUUGAAGAAAAAAAAACUGAAAAUUUCCGAAAACUUCCACUUACAACCACACAAAAUUUAAAUUGGAACUUUGAUAUCUCAUACACCCAAAGGACUAUUUGAGAUAUAUGGGUGCUCUAGUUAGUCAGGAUUUCUUGGUUCUGAUAGAAAUACAUUUUGGGUCAAAUUUUGAAAAGCAUACACAAAACUUGAAUGUUUAUAGAAACUCUUUAUCAUUGAUAUCUGACCAACAGGCCCACAUUAUUUUCUAUUCGGUGCAAGAGCAAUAAAAAUAUUCAUUUUCAUUUAGACUCUGAAAUAAAGAAUAUAAACUACAUUGACUGAAAAAUUUGUUUCUAAUGCUUCUAAUUUGUCUACUUUUUUGUGUUUUAGAAUUCAAAGUUCAGUCCCAAGGGAGAUAAUUAUUUAAUUGUCUUGAAGUUUCUGUGUUUAAAACACAUAGAAAUUAAAUUGAAUGGUAAUUAAUUGCAUGGUGCUUGUUUUGUUUAUAUUUUUUGCCAGCUUAGAGAUUUAAAUGAAGUAGGAUAGCAAUGACAGUACAAAAAAAUAUAUUUUAAGUCGUCAUUAACAACUACAUUUGGACUUUGUGAAAAAAAAAAUAGAUAAUCUUGUACAAAUUCAAAAAAUGUUAACAGUUAAAUAAUUAAUUAUAGAAUGUACAUUUGAAGGAAACUCAUCGUUUAAAUCCUAGAUUGAUAAUUAUAUCAAAAAAUAAAUUUGUGAUUAUAAUUUUUUAAGAAAAACUCUCCAAAAGGAGAAAACAUUAAUACUGUGUGGAAAUCUUGUAUGUUACUCUAUGUACAAACAGUUCCUUCUUCCAAUAACCUUGAAAAUGUCAAGGUUAAGUAAUGACCUUGUAUAAUAUCAAGGUUAAGAAAUGACCUUGAAAAGUUUCAAGGUUAAGUUACAACCUUGAAUUCGACAAGGUUGUUUUUUCGUAUUCAGGGGGUACUCAAUGUUACAUAGAAAUAUUAUAGCUUGUAAUCUGGUGAAUUGUUGUAUAAGAAACUUAAAUUCAUAACUGUAUUAAAUUUUGAUUAUCUAUAUAUUACACACAUAUAGAAUUAUGUUAUCUAUUUAUUCUUCUUUGUAUCAUGCAUGGAACAAAUUAUUGUUACUUUCAAACAUUAUUUAGUUUGUAGGUUAUCGUUUUGAGUUGAAUUCUUGGCAUUAAGUAAACAAUGUUUUCAAUUGAUUUGAACAGAAAUGCUAAAAUCUUUAAAAAUGUCUACUUUCAUUAUGAACCUGGUUUCAAUAACUUUAAUGUGUCUUAAUUCAAAUUGUUAAUCACGUGUGUAUUAAUUGAUAUUUUUUUCACUUAAAUUGUUAAAGUAUGACAAAAAAUUCAAAGUGAUUUUUUCCACAGUGGCAUACAAAUUUGACUUUAUUUAAUACAGGUAUAUCUACAUGAAUUCUAACUUAAAGUCUAUCUAAGAAAUUUUUAAAUUGUACUAGUAAGCAAUUAUUCAACAUGGAUAUUUAAAAAUUUAUUUUAGGAAAAUGUGACACAACAGUCCUGUAGUUUUAAUUUCUUAGAAUUUUGACAAGAAUUCCAUUUGGUUUUGACUACUAAAAUAUAUUGUACCUGGCUAUAUAUUUGUGACAUUUUCAUUACAAUAUUAAUGACUUUGAAAGUUUGUUUGAACAGAUUAGUGUCUUAUGAUAUAAAAAGGCAAGUUAUUUAUCCAAAAUUAAGCAUUGCUACUGGAUAUUCUGCCCUGUGGCUUUCAAGACAGUGAUUGAUGAUUUCCAAUUUGUGUUCAUUGACGGAAAUGCAUUUAAAGGAAUUGAUGUAUGGUAAAUGUUGUCAGCAAUUGAUUCAUGAGCUUAACCCUUUCCUCCAUAAUGACGCUUUUUGACGCCACCCCCUUUACUCCAUAAUGACGCCUGUGUAGGACCUCAGUUGAAACACUUUGACUACAAAAUGUCUGCAUCAGACUUGAAAAAAAAUGUAUCCAAUAUGAAAAGGAUAUUCAUGAGAAUAUCUGAUUUGAAUUUCAUUGAUGAAAUGUUCAUUUUCACAGAGCAUUAAUACUUUAAACCUGAUGAUUUUUUUUUUAUUGAAAAAAUCCUAUGCGAAUCAAGUAUGUAAGAAAAAAAAUCCAUGGAGGAAAGUGUUAACACAAAAUUCCACUGGACAAACAUUUGUGUUACAAUUGAAUCCUGAUGUAUAAAGGUGAAAAUUUUUCAAAAAUAUCUGAUUUUCGGACAACAGUAUUUACAUUUGUAGAUAAGAAAUUUAAAAAUCUCUUUCUUGCCACUUCAUCACUCUUCAUGGGUGUUUAUUUAAAAUCCUUUUAUACCAUGGAACAUAUCUUUUUGUAGUCAAAACUUUAAAAAAAAACUUGUGAUGAUCAAAGUACAAUGAUAUUAUUUGCUGUUUAUUAUUUUAUUACACAUUUAUUUACAAAAUGUAUUUACAUAACAGUAUACAAAUAUGUGCAAUAUUCCUCGGAUGUUAUUGUUUAUGUAUUGUUGCCAUGGCAACAGUUGUGAUCUGUACAGCUUUUUGUUGAUGUGAUAUUGCAGACAUUAAAAAAUCAAACUAAUAAA